AUGCUGGCGAGCGACGGUGCCGCCGGCGCGGUUGUUGUGCCCGGCGGCGGGCCGGGCGGGACGGCGCACAGCGUGUCGGUGUCGUCCACGUCGAGCGAGGCCGGUGUCGGUGGUGGCGGCGCGGUGGAGGACGAGGCCGGGAAGUGCAAGAAGGAGGAGGGCGAGGGCGACGACGAGAGCAAGGAGGCGGCGGCCGAUGGGGAGGCGGACAAGACCAAGAAAGGGGCGGCGAAGGGGAAAGGGGCCGCCAAGGCCAAGGGGGAGAAGCGGCCGCGGCAGGCGCGGUUCGCCUUCAUGACCAAGAGCGAGGUUGACCAUCUGGAGGACGGCUACCGCUGGCGCAAGUACGGCCAGAAGGCCGUCAAGAACAGCCCAUUCCCAAGAUGCAGGAGCUACUACCGGUGCACGACGCAGAAGUGCCCGGUGAAGAAGCGGGUGGAGCGGUCGUACCAGGACGCCGCCGUGGUGAUCACCACCUACGAGGGCAAGCACACCCACCCCAUCCCGGCCACGCUGCGCGGCGCCAACCACCUCCUCGCCGCGCACGCGCACGCGCACGGCGGCCACGGGCUCAUCCACCCAGGCAUGUUCCGGAUGCCGGCGCCGCCCGGUGCCUUCCGUCCCGGCGACGCGCUCGGCAGCUUCCUGCAGCAGCAACACGCAGCCAUGCAGCACCAGCAGCAAGUCGCCGCGGCGGGGAUGGCGAUGCGGCAGGCGAACGCCAUGGCGAGCAGCCACAUGCAGCAGGCGCCUCCUGCUGACCGUGGCCCGGCCGCCGCCAUGGCCGGUGGUACGACGGGGAACAGUACCCAUACUGUCAGCAGCAGUAGUGGUACUGAUCCGCUGCGGAUGGAGCACCUGAUGGCGCAGGACUACGGCCUGCUGCAGGACAUGCUCAUGCCGCCGUCCUUCGCCCACAGCGACGGCGCCACCAACAGCAAUAACAACGCCCACAACCGCCAUUGA
Triticum turgidum subsp. durum (durum wheat) is the source of this 966-nucleotide messenger RNA. The record is from the annotation of a GenBank genome assembly. NCBI's taxonomy places the organism in Eukaryota, Viridiplantae, Streptophyta, Magnoliopsida, Poales, Poaceae.